This is a messenger RNA of Cyphellophora attinorum, 1626 nucleotides long. RefSeq lists its product as uncharacterized. The transcript has 2 exons. Bases 1 to 1626 code for a protein of 541 amino acids. The record is from RefSeq and is a predicted model, not a curated record. NCBI's taxonomy places the organism in Eukaryota, Fungi, Ascomycota, Eurotiomycetes, Chaetothyriales, Cyphellophoraceae.
AUGUUCCAUCACACGGCCCUGCCUACAGGCUGGAUAAGACUGCUUCAAGCCCGCGGCCCCUCCAGCCAGACCCCCGAUCUGCAAUACGAUCUCAUCUCGCUGCCCCUGACAGAAGCAGCAGAAAAUGGAUACGAAGCCCUGUCGUAUGUCUGGGGCGACGACACUCUACUCCACGGCAUCCUCAUCAAUGGUCAGCUUUUUCACGUCAGACACAAUUUGCAUGACUUCCUCCACGUCGCCAAUCAGCUAAGAUGGGCCUCGGCAUUUUGGAUCGAUGCCAUCUGUAUUGACCAGCACAAUGUCAACGAACGGAACAGCCAGGUGAGAAUGAUGACCGACAUCUACAAGUCAGCAACUACCGUACGUGCUUGGUUAGGUAGGGAAGAUCUUGGCUUCAAGCAAUUUCACCGGGACCGUGUGAACAGCAACAAACUGCUGAAGUACUCGGUACACGACGGUCGGAACCUUGAUUUCCUCUUGAGUCUGGCUGCUUGCGAAUAUUGGCAGAGAGCAUGGAUUGUACAAGAGCUGACGACAGCGAGGAAAGUACACCUCCAGUCCGGCGUCUCGACCUUACAUCUGGAUGAUCUAUGGGACGGCCUUCUUGAUACAGCUGACUUCAAUGAUUGGCAUUUCCGUAGUGCGCCUAGCGACGUUCGCUUCCGCUUAAGACCAAUGCUCAACGUCCUCCGCCGCGCUGAUCACUCGUACCCGCAGCUACAGCCGUUCGAAUCGAUCAUACACGACUUCUCAAAUCUGCGCUGCGCAGAGCCUAGAGAUCAUAUCUACGCCUUCCAUGCGCUUUUUCAGGGUAAGACUCAUCGCAAAUUGCCCAUCGACUACGAGAUAAGCAUUCCGGAGCUCAUAUCGAAGGCUUUGGACUGCUGCGAGACUAAAACCAACCUUCACUCGCUUUUCACGAUUCUGCGGACUUGGCAGAUCAGUAAGGCAGAGCAGGGCCGCGACCCAGAUAGGCUCAUUCAUGCACGACUGUGUCCCAAGAUGGACCACCGAUUUCAGCCACACGAUAGCAGCUUGACUAGGCAAAACUUCGAUCCUGGGGCACUAAAUGUCGACUCGGGUACCACCAUGGAAGAAGCUCGCAACGUUUUUGGCCCUGAGCUCGAGCUGGCUGGCACGCGAACGAUAGCCGAGUCAAGCGGUUCUAACAAGCAUAUUUUCUUGCCAGCAGCCGCAGCACCGCAUAGCAGAAAUACUGCACAGCCAUGGUGUUUGGUUCUGGUUGAUGUACAGUAUGAUCUGUACUUCACCAAACCAUUCAACCUGCGCAACCCGCUGCGACCAGCCAGUGUGGACGUGGGCAGCUAUGCUGGCUUGGUUAUACUCGCUUAUCUCGACCGAGAUGGCAAAACAUACAGUCUGAGCGGACAGCCUCAUUUUGGAGUUUGGCUGACGGACAUCGAGACGCCCGAUGUGGGCGCGAAUCAGUCACGACGCCGUCGGCAGACAUUCCGCAACCUCAAGGCGCUCUGGGAGUGUCUACGACGGGGUCUCGGCGACGCAACAUGGCGUCGCAAGAGCCGCAGCGAGAUCACGGUUGGGCUACCGCUUACCGCCUGGAUGCGAUUGAAUGAAUCGAUACGAAAUCUUGCAAGAAAUGCUUGA